Messenger RNA from Cladophialophora immunda, 2962 nucleotides. RefSeq lists its product as uncharacterized. The record is from RefSeq and is a predicted model, not a curated record. The transcript has a single exon. The coding region runs from base 182 to 2635 and encodes 817 amino acids. Lineage: Eukaryota; Fungi; Ascomycota; Eurotiomycetes; Chaetothyriales; Herpotrichiellaceae.
CGAAGACCACUGGAAAGACACCAACCACACACGACCCCUCGCCGUCGCGUCGAAUGCGCGUCUUUGGUUAACGGUGUGCCUUCACACAAGUGCCAGGCGCACAAAAAAGCACCCCGGCACGUAAACAUAUGCCGUUUGUGCCACUUUCGGUGUCCAUUGUGGUCCUCGAUGGAGGUCAAACAUGAGUGGCAUGGACGACAACGAAGACGAGACCGAUCUCUUUGACGAUGACGAUUUCGACAAUCUGUCAGAAUCCGCUUUACAGCAACUAGAAUACCAUGCCAUCCUGUCCACCCAGAGAGCGCAAGCAACCAAACAUGUUCCUCUGCCUGCACAACAGUCCACAACUUUGCCGCAGUCGAAGUUUCCGACUCGCCCACAGUUCAAUCCUCGACCCCAGCCUGCGCAUCCAGCUAUUCAGAGGUAUUUGACCGAGGACGACGAUAGCUUUGAGCUGGUCGGAGAAGAGGGUGUGCCUACUCCAGUAGACAAUCAAGAUUCCUAUCCUAUACGCCGGAUCCAGGUCAGCGAAGCUGCUCAGAGAAUACACUUCCGCCAACAACGGUAUGGUCAAGCAUAUGGUGCUGAAUCCCAUCCACCACUCGGCGAGGUCAACCAUCGAGGUCAGAGAGGUCCGUGGGAAACAACUUCAGCGGCUGGUUUCAACCAUGGCGCCGCAGCAGGACUGGACGAAAUGUCCUUGGAUACUCCGCUUCUACAAACCAGUACAGCUAUCUCGGCAGGUGCUCGUGAUACCUCACAUACCCAUGCCGAUGAAUUGUUUCGAGAGCGGGAAGAACUCGCUCGGGAGUUACAAGCUGCCAGGGAUAUGGUCACUAUGCAAAAGGGCGAGAUCUCCAUCAUUCGAGCGAACUUUGAGAAGGAAAGCAAAGUCUACGACCGACAAAUCGGCGCUCUAAAAAAGUCCAUGGAAGAAGAAUCCGCGAAACACACUGCUGCACUCAACGCUUUGGCUGAGAAGAAUCACAGUCUUACCACUCGAUACCAAUUCCUACAGCAAGAGCACAAUCAAGGGCUUCAAGAGACCAAGACCCUCAGGCAACGACUGAAGGACAGACAGAUGGAGAAGGAAUCUGAUCUAACAACAACGCCCAAGCGUGGCGUCGCAAGUUCUCUUCGGGAUGGCUUCAAUGAUGACGAUAUUAUGCUCAUGUCUCCUUCGAAAUCCGCUCGACGUUCGAAGCCGCCGACUCCCACCGCAGCGGGUAAGAGAAAACGGAAAACUGAUGGGCCAAGUCCUGUGAAACCGCUUGUUUUGCGCCCAUCUAGCUCUACAAGUCAACAUGAGAUGCCGCCGCCGCCCCAACCCAUCCAAACCAUCGAGCAGGUCAUUCCGGUUGUUCGGAAGGACAAGCAGGCUGAACGCAAUCUGAAAUUCCUGCAGUCCGUCAUUGAGUAUCGAAUCAAAGACUCGAAGCAGCCACUCUUUGAAGCUUUGGCCAAAUUUGCCUUCCCCUCGAACCUGUCGAAGACGUUUUCAACACUUUUAUGGGAAGGCAUUGCUCAUCUCGCGGGACGCCGCCUCCCUGGCGACCUCCUUCAGCUCCUGAUAGAUUUGUGGUCCAAGUCACUGAAAGAACAAUACUAUAAGCCAAUUGCCUCUCUACGGGAGAUAGCAAACCAUAUUAUCGACCUCGAUAUGCUUGUGCUCGAUUCUGGCAUCAUCACUGCCAUGAUACCUCUCCUAAAGUCUACCAUCACGAUCAACGGCGAGAAACGCUUUGAACACUCACCCGUGAAUCAUGCCACUUAUGGCAAAAUCCGCCAGACUCCUCAGUCAGUUAUUAACCCAGAGGUUGAUGGGACGAGCUGCUUGGAACUCAUGCUCACAGUCGCCUAUGCGGUUUCAGACGACGAAGAGCUUAUCGCUCUUCUAUGGCGCCUUAUGGACCACCAAUUCAUCCUGAUGAUGCUCAAUGCCUGGCAGCCGAUAUCUGAUAUAGCACUCAUGCUUCGUUUGCUUGCCACGAGCAUCUUCCCUGCCACAUUCGGCAGUAUUUGUGCCGAUGACCAGCAAUCACAAGUUGAACAUUGGAUGAUGAAUCGGAUCUGUUCUCUCCUUAGGGAAACGCCCAACGUCGACGAAGGAGUUCUUCCCUACACGACGCAGCAUCUGUGCCAACUCCGACUCGAGGCCAUGGACCUCCUCAUCAAAAUCGCCAUAACAUCGUCUCAACAUCCGCAUGAUGAUCCCUCUCAUCACGGCAGCCUCCUCAUCGCAAAUGACACGCAUGCAAUUGCGCGCCUUGUCCGCAGCUUGUACGACCAGGUCUCAGCAAUGUACUCGCUCCAUCCAACCACGCACACUUUACAUGCCUCCCUUGUCAACAAAGGCGUUUGUCUUCUCUAUCACCUUUUACAACUCCACGGCUCGACGAUAAACCUGCAAGAAAAGCUCUCUGUGAUCAACGGUGGCGUGCAUAAACAUCGAGUGGUGCUCACGAGACUGGCUUUCUCGGAGGGUUUCGUGGUGGAUAAAUAUGUGAGCGAUGAGACUGUAGCCAUGGCAACACAGAUGCUGGAGGAGAGCGUGACGCCAGAUGAGGCGGACGAGCUUGUAAAGUGCUUUCCGGGGUUCAAUGGGAGGGGAGCUGGCAGAGAGGAAGGCGAGUAGUCUCACUGUGACGGGCAACUGACUGAGGUCUACCGGUGCCUGUGCAACCGGUUGGUCCUGGAUAGAUACCGGGCCGGAUUUGCUCAAAACUUUGUGUGUGAAUUAAUGAAUUAACGUCGCAAUCCCUCUUUGCUCAGAGGUUGUCAUGAUACCUCUCUGCCUCUUUUCACAUGGGAGUAUGUACAAGGUACUGUAGCUUUGGUUGACGCAGUCGCUCGCGGUCCACGAAUUAAAACAAAGGCUCGAGACAAUUUCUGACACCGGGACAGAUAUUGCCUUCUGCCGGAUCAAUGCUGCAGCAAAGACUGACUAUACAUUACAUCUAAG